AGUCUUUGUCUACUUUUGGAUCUAGGUCCUUGGAGCUUGAGAAGGGGGAAUUUUUACUUGGAAGUGUCAUCAAUGCAGUUGUUAGCCAAGUGAUGAUAUUGCUGAGAGAAAGAAAUUUACAGUUGAUCCGUGAUAUUCCUGAAGAAAUCAAGACCUUUGCUGUAUAUGGUGAUCAAUCAAGGAUUCAACAGGUCUUGGCUGAUUUCUUAUUGAAUAUGGUGCGCUAUGCACCAUCUCCAGAUGGUUGGGUAGAGAUUCAUGUUUUUCCGAGAAUAAGACAAAUUUCUGACGGACUUACUCUUCUUCAUACUGAAUUCAGGAUGGUAUGUCCCGGUGAAGGUCUUCCUGCUGAAUUGAUUCAAGACAUGUUCAAUAGCAACCUGUGGGUAACUCAAGAAGGCUUAGGGCUGAGCAUGUGCAGGAGGAUUCUAAAGCUAAUGAGCGGUGAAGUCCAAUAUAUUAGGGAGUCAGAACGAUGCUACUUCUUAGUAAUUAUUGAGCUGCCCAUGACACGGAAAGAUUCUAAAAAUGUGAACUAGAUCUAUUAUUCUCUAACACAAACGGAUGAACUCAUGACAGCUGCCAGAUUUCAGAAAACGUUGGGAAGUGAAUGUGCUUUUAGCUUAUGUUUGGAUUGAGGCGAUUGGAAGUGAAGGUUGGAUUUGAUUUAGACAUUUCCCUUGAUUUGGAUAUAAAGCAAAUCUUGUCCUUCUUCUUCUUCUGUUUUUUUUUUUUUUUGGGGUUUCCUUUCCCCCUCUCCAUUCUUCAGUCCAAACAUAUCCUCAAGACAAAUCCAAGGCAUGUGUGCAUUAUUAGAUGAUGUUAAUAGUAUUUCUAGCCUUCCCCUA
Molecule: messenger RNA, 848 nt
Organism: Prosopis cineraria
Lineage: Eukaryota; Viridiplantae; Streptophyta; Magnoliopsida; Fabales; Fabaceae
Product: phytochrome B-like
Exons: 3
Coding region: 93-539 (148 amino acids)
Source: RefSeq, a predicted model, not a curated record